AUGGAUUUGUAUCGUGAUAGUGACGAUCUUAAGGUUAAAAGUGAGGCUAAAUCUUUAGUUGAAAAUGAGUUGGAAAAAUUUGAAUUUUUAUUAGCGAUGGUUAUUUGGUAUGAUGUUUUAUAUGCUGUUAAUUUAGUUAGUAAAAAUUUACAAUCAAAAGACAUGUGUAUUGACGUUGCUAUAAAACAACUAGAUGGACUUAUCUAUUAUUUUAAAAAGUUUAGGGAUGAAGGAUUUGAAAAAGCUAUGAGUACGGCUAAGGAACUUGAUUUAAAGAUGGGCAUUGAACCUAGUUUUCGUGAAAAACGUAUUAUUCAAAGAAAUAGAAGAUUUGAUGAAAAUGCUGAUAAUGAAACUUUGAAAACUCCUAUAGACUCUUUUAGAACGGAUUACUUUUUAUACAUAGUAGAUCAAGCUUGUGUUUCGCUCGAAAGUAGAUUUGAGCAAUUCAAAGAGUUUGAUAAUAUUUUUGGCUUUUUGUUUAGUAUAAAAAAGUUAAAAUCCUAUAAUGAAGAAACUUUAGAAAAAAAGUGCAUUGAUCUUGAAAAGUUUUGGAAACAUGAUAAUCAUGUUGAUGUUAAUGGUUUAGAUUUAUUUGAAGAACUAAAAAUGCUAAGAGAUAUAAUACAUGUAGAGUCUGACACACUUAUUAAUAUAUUAACUUAUAUUAAAAACUCUAAUUCUUUUCCAAAUGCAUAUAUUGCUUAUAGAAUUAUGUUAACCAUUCCUGUAACCGUUGCUUCAGCAGAACGUAGUUUUUCCAAAUUAAAACUAAUAAAAAAUUAUUUAAGAUCUACAAUGUCACAAGAAAGAUUAAACGGUUUAGCUAUUAUGUCAAUUGAAAGAGAUUUUUUAGAAGAACUUGAUUACGAUUCUUUCAUCAAACAAUUUGCCUCGGUUAAAGCUAGAAAAAUCAAUUUUAUUUAA
Molecule: messenger RNA, 927 nt
Organism: Helianthus annuus (common sunflower)
Lineage: Eukaryota; Viridiplantae; Streptophyta; Magnoliopsida; Asterales; Asteraceae
Product: zinc finger MYM-type protein 1-like
Exons: 1
Coding region: 1-927 (308 amino acids)
Molecular function (GO): protein dimerization activity
Source: RefSeq, a predicted model, not a curated record